Molecule: messenger RNA, 4933 nt
Organism: Loa loa (African eye worm)
Lineage: Eukaryota; Metazoa; Nematoda; Chromadorea; Rhabditida; Onchocercidae
Product: bromodomain containing protein
Exons: 30
Coding region: 24-4169 (1381 amino acids)
Biological process (GO): chromatin remodeling
Molecular function (GO): protein binding
Source: RefSeq, a predicted model, not a curated record
GACUUUUAUAAGAAUUUGGACUAAUGCCAUCACUUGGUCGGAAACAGUUCAAACCAUCACCAUGUCCAACUGAUCUGAAACCUGAUGAUAAAGUGUUUCAUCUUCCACUUACCAAUGAAAUUUUCACAUCAUAUGACGACUUCUUUCAACGACAAAUCGCUCUUAGUUCUAUGGUUUGGACAUGUUCCGUAACUGGAAAAACGGGUUUGACAUUUGAGGAAGCUCUUGAUUCCGAAAGGAAUGCGCAGGAAACACUGAAAACUUAUCCGUCCUCUUUUGCAAGGCCUAUUCUUUAUCUUGUAUACAAAUUAUCAUGUCGUGGACGAAUCGAGGAUUUGGUGAACGAUAUUUACUUUUUUGUGAAAGACCACUUUUUGCUGGGCGAAGAAGUUACAUACGGCGGUGGACGUGGUCGAAAAGAUGUUAUAAUAAGAAAAGUGACGUAUAUUGAUGUGGAAAAUGAUGUCGUCACAAAUCAGCAUAAUGAUGUGAAGAAACCAGCUAUUUUUGUGAAAAGAGGAGAGCUGCUGAUACCACCAGCAGAGCGCUACAUGUACGAUGUUCUAAUACUAGACAAGCAUAACGGGAAUGCUAACAAUAAAGUACGCGAACGAGUCGGUCAUCAAGAUCUGCUACGAAGCAAAUCUCUAUGGGCUCGGAAUAUGAUACGCGUAUUCCUGAAAAAUUCUUGUACAACAGAUCACGAACGUCUGACCGUAAAAAAAGAAUUGCUAGAAAAUUUUCAACUGGAAAGUAUGUCUUGGAAUGAAGUAUUUGCUGGACCGAUUGCACAGUUUCCGCGGACACCUUUAAUGCAUCGUGGACCAAAUAAAGGAGUUUCCCGUCCACCUCGCAACCACCUAGAUGGCCAUCCUAUUGAUGAUCUAGAUAUGCAGUCAACAUCGGAUGCCGACUUUGCUGACAUUAUGGAAAAAGAUAAGAUACAUGCACGAUCGAAGAAGGCAUCUCUAGAGAAGGAUAAAAAGGAAAACGACAAGAAAGAAGAGGGUGGCAGGAGGACGAAGAAGAAAAAAGCGAUUGCCGAGCAGCAGGAAGAAUUGGAAAGUCUUUUUGAACAAGCACGAAAAGUAAAUAUCGAAAAUCUCUCCCACUGGGAACAGGAUGAACGUCUGUUAUCUGAAACUGAAAUUGUUGAAUUGAAGCAGUUAAUCCGGCAGACUAAACAAAAGGAACGUCAGGAAAAACGUUUGAAUAAACAACGGGCAAAGGAAAUGUUACUGGAAUGGAAAAAACCGAGAGAUGAUAUCCUUUGUGACGACCUCCGACCCUUACCUCAAUUGACACCUCUUCUACUUCCUCUAUGGAUGUCCGACGACGAUUUUGGCGAUUAUUUAUACAUUUUUGAAUUCUUCCAAAGUUUUGCGGAAUUGUUACCAAUUAAAGAAGUCCGUGGCAUUAAUCAGGUCAAGUUUGGUGAAAUUAUAUCAGCUGUAAGAAGUCGAACCCCAGAGCAAGAUAGCUUAUUUGUUCAACUGAUGCACAUUUUGUUGAAAGCCAAAGCUGAACGAGCUGAUGAAGAAGAUGGUGAUGAAGUUAACCUGAGUAACAAAGAAGAAAUACCAGUAGAUGCAAAUGAUAUCGACCACAAAAUAUAUGGUCCAGAAAUUCGUCAAGCGACAGUCUUUCAUGAGAAUAUUCGACUUACACAUGGAUUAAGUGCACGGCAUCUGCCGAUCGACUGGAUGACUCUGACGGAAGUAAUGCGAUUAUCACUGAUGACAUCAGGGUAUUAUACAGGAGCUCCUACCCAUCGAUUUCGGUUAUUUUCAAGAGGGGCUAUUCGUUGCUAUGAAGAUGAAGGGUUUUUGUUUGCCAAAGAUAAUCCUCAAAUUAUGAGUGUUUUAGAAAAGAAAUCGGUAUUUGAUCUCCAACCUUAUGAACGCAUAGCGUUAUUCAAAGUGGUGAUACAGCAGUUACUUAGUUAUCAUAAAUUUCGUUCCACAUCUGAUGAACGUAUUAUUUCCCUUCUUGAUGUACGCAAAGAGUUGAAAAACCUUCGAAAUUUCGAUGCUACGCAGGAAAAGGAAGCUCGAGAGGCUUCUUUGGUUCGAGAAUAUGAAGCAGAGCAAUUAGAGGAACUUGGAGAAGCGGCUAGGGCGGAUUUUGCCAAAAAAGAAGAACCUUCUAAGGAAACGACUAUGUUAAUUAAUUUUGUGAAAGGUGGAAGCUUCAUUGGGAGACGAGAGGAGCGACUGAGGGAAGUCGAGCAGAUACUUAUGAAAGGAGUUUCAUACGCCGAAAUGGAAGCUGACGAAAUAAAAAAAAUUCGUUCAUUGCAAGUGGAACACAUAACUGCUGCAGAGAAUGAUUUGCUGAAACUGAUUUACAAAAUACAAAGUCGCGUUGGUUGGCAUUGUCUUGGCCGUGAUCGAGGAUUUCGUACAUAUUGGUUCUUCAAUUCACUGCCAUUGAUUCUGGUAGAAAAUACUAAUUCGACGGAUGAACGAGGUCCUUGCCUUGGACCAACACCGCUAGAUAAGGUUGAUGAUAAAUAUCGUCAGUCGUGCGGAAGUGAUGAUGAGGUGCGGAAAGAUCUUUUGAGCUGUACAGCUACUGAAGACUGCCCAGUGCAUGGGAAGUUCCACCGUUCCCGAUGGCAAUUAAUCAAAAGCAUGGAUGUCCUUAAUGAAAUUGAAUCCGCGUGUAACAGUCGUGGCUUUCGGGAAUCUGAACUUUUAGAAAAUUUGAAGUUCUUCAGCCCUUUAUUGAAAAGCAUACUUGGUCGAUGCUCAGAAAAGAUCAGUUCCGGUGAAAUUUAUACAGACCUUUUGUUGACGGAUAUUGACUUGGUAGAUAACUCCGUGACAUUCGAUUGGAAUCGUGAAUUUAUCGAUAUGCUUUUGGAUUUAGAAGAAAAGGUUGAGCAAGGGUGCAUUGGUCAUUUAGCUAUCAGUGAUAUUCGUCGCAGGGAAGAGUGGCGUGAGUCACUACUUCAGAAGCGCAAUGUUACUUCUUUUGUUGAAAGGGAUGUGGAAGUUUUCGGAGAAACAGUGUUCACGAUUGAUGAAGUGAAGUCACUGAAUGAAUUGGAACAUCUAGCUGUUGCAUUUUUGCAAAUUGUUCAGGGAAUUAACCUGAAAUUUUUACGGCUCCCUUUUGCUACUGCCUCUUCGAAAGAAAAAGAUUGCGCGAAUAUUCCCACGACUACUUUUGAUCAGUGGCAAAAAUCAUUAUUAAAAUGCUGCUCUGUAUCGGCUUUAUCACUGUACUACACAACUUUAGAGUCUUCCAUCUUAUGGACGAGAAGUCGGCUUCAAGCAAGAUGUCGGAAGUGCCGUAAGAGAGGCGAAACUGAAAAACUAUGCAUGUGUGCACGUUGUGAUCGAUGUUAUCACAUUGAUUGCGCUAAGCCAAAAAUCAAGGAUCCUAAUGGUUGGAUGUGCUCUGAUUGCAAAGCUCUGGUAAAAGCGCAGGAAGCCGAAGAGAAAUGGAAAAGGCAGCAAACCAUGAAAAAGGAAGAAGAAGAGGAACAAAGUUUUAGCCGAGGAAGCGAUGAUUCCUGUGGUACGUCUGCAGAUGAAUUUGCCGAACAACCACUCGUUGAAGAAGAAUUCGAACUUCCAUCAGAUAUGCUGAAAACGUCAAGCGGGCGUAUUGUGAAGAAGGUAACUUAUGCCGAUGAAUCGUUCGAAGAGAUAAGGAGAAGCGUGCGGAAGAAGAAUAUUGUUGAUGGUGAAAGUGAUGAGGGUGGUAGCACUAGUGAGAGUGAAUAUUCAUAUGCAAAACAAAAACGGCCCAGUAGAAGUGGUGAACGGGCACUAGGAAAUCUAACAAUUAGCUUGCGUGAAACAGAUAAUCGAGUGCGAAACACAUUACGUGCUUUCGAGUUAUUGAUAAGUGAAGCAAUGCGACAGCAAAUUGCUUGGCCUUUUCUAAAACCAGUGGAUGCCAAGACUGUACCCGAUUACUACCAGAUUAUCAAAAGGCCGAUGGAUUUGCGUACAAUAAUGAACAAACUAAAGCAACGACUAUACGAUACGCCCGAUCAAGUAAUAGCGGAUGCACGGUUGAUUUUCGAAAACUGUCGUAUUUACAACGAAGAAGAGUCCGAAAUUUGUAAGUGUGCUACCAAAUUGGAAGAGUUUAUGGAAGAACGAUUUAGCAAAGUACUGCAGGCAAAUGCAGUCCGAACGCGAAGUGGAUGUUAACGAAUGAGAGAAGUCUCAAAAAGCUUCACUCUGUUUCUGUUAAUUCCUUUGGUGCCGGGAACCGUGUUUAGGUUGCACUGGAAGUUCAUCAGUUACCAUGCUGCAGUCUCGAGUCUUCUAUGAUUAAUUUUGGUCAUACAAUAUUUCCAAGAUUCCUUUACUGAUUACAUUAAGUUUGUUAACAUUCAGUACUGAAUAGAAUUAUAGCCUUAUCGUGAAAAUGUCGUUAAAAAAGUUGGAAUUAUCGUAAAAAAUACAAGCUACAAAAAGAAAAAAAAUACAAAGAUACAAACAUAUAGCGAUGCUAUAAAAAUGUCGAUGUCUAUGAUGGGACCAUCGAUUGAUUUUGAGGUCUCGAAGAUGAAACUGUAAUUUUGUUGACUAUCCUGACACAGUUUCAGUCAUAUUUUAGCCGUACAGAUCUUCUUCUUGCUUUAGAAAGCAUUUUGUUAUGUUAUUUUAUCAUUGUUAAAAUAUUGAGCAAAUUGUAACAAUUGUUCCAACCGUAUAAAACUACUGCAAUGUAUACAUUUGGUGUCCGGUAUUUGUGUUGAUAACGGAAUGGAAGGAACAAUUGUUUUUUCCGGUGCGUUUAGUCAGAAGUAUGAAAUUCGUUUGUCAAGCAAAUAUUUGCCAAAUAAAUGAGAACUGUCCGACGUAGUGAUAUGUGUUUGCUUUGUUUGACAAUAUUUCUGAUCAUUUCGAUGACGUAGAUGGUCUAUGUUAGGCAGGGUACAAAACUAUUUGAAUAUAUUAAAUUUCAC